Messenger RNA from Sphaerulina musiva SO2202, 1662 nucleotides. RefSeq lists its product as uncharacterized. Bases 32 to 592 code for a protein of 186 amino acids. Lineage: Eukaryota; Fungi; Ascomycota; Dothideomycetes; Mycosphaerellales; Mycosphaerellaceae. The transcript is spliced from 3 exons. Gene Ontology annotation, cellular component: precatalytic spliceosome. The record is from RefSeq and is a predicted model, not a curated record. Gene Ontology annotation, biological process: RNA splicing.
UUCCACUCUGUCGCAUUCACCACACCUCGCCAUGUCGGACCGCCGUGACCGACGCGAUGAUCGCCGACCCGCGCGCGACGACCACCGCAACCACAAACCUCGAUACGAGCAAGACCGAUCCCGCUCACCACCACGGCGCGACCGCAGAGAUGACUGGCGGAGAGACCGCUCGCCGCCACGGGGCCCCUCGGCUCGCAAUGGCCCUCCUGGACGAUCAGAUCGAGACCGCGACUUGCAGCGCAGCCGCGACAACCAUGGCCCAGCCCCACCGCGAGGACCACGAGGCGGACCAGACGAGAGAUUGAGGCGUGAGCCAGCAGACAUUAAGUCCAAUGGCAUGGGGCCUAGAGGUGCGCCGAACGCGGUGAUUAAGGAAGAGUCGAAAGACGUGAAGAUGGAGCAGGCCUCAGAAGACGAAGACUCGGAAUCUGAGAUGCAACGGAUCAUGGGGUUUCGGGACUUUAGGACCACGAAGAACACCAAGGUUCCUGGAAACGAUAAAAAUUAUGCCGUGCACAAAGUCAAGAAGUCUGAAUACAGACAAUACAUGAACAGAGUGGGAGGAUUCAACCGGCCACUGGAUGCCAUGUGAGAGGACCAAGCGUGACUAUUGACGACGGGUGGAUGGGCUUGUCGAGGCGAUUGGGGCGCCAUGGGGAUUUGCCUUCUCGGCAUGCGGAGAGUGCGCCGCUAUUGGCCAUACAAACGGAAAAUGGUCCCCGAAUAAUCCCUGUCUUUCCCUAACACACUGAGCCACACAUGAUUUGAUGGCUGAACAGUACCGACGAAAAGGGCCAGAAAGAGAUGGGGAAGAUACGCAUUACUGGGCAAUCGGAAGCUACCUAACCUGCGACAAUUCUCCGCAAGAGCUCGUCAGGUAGCGUGUAGGCCAAUGUGCCCCGUCUCUUCUGUCUGUUACCCGCCGCAACAUAUUCUAUUUUCGGCGAAAGAGCGUCGUAGGGACGGCCAGCUCACGUGGACGCCUAAGGCUGCGCCAUUGCUCUCUGGAAGUCUUGAUGGUUCCAGAUCGGUCUUCCUUCCGCCUGGCCUGGACCGGAAUGAGACGAAGAGCUUCCGGAGCGAUAGCAUCGUCCAUGCACCAGAAAUUGGCACAUUGAUGGGGGGUUUUUUUUUUCAUUUGACCCAGUGUGCAUGAAUACCAGCAAAUAUCGCAAUGAAGCAGUCAAGCAAUGCUGUGUGACACACCAAGUCUGUCGCUAUUCUCCCUGGCACAGGAAACAGAGCGACACUUUACAUGUGAUCCCACCUUUGCUGCAACAGUAUACUCUUCCAAAUUUCUGCAUGUCUCAGAUCUACAGUCUGCAAGCGAGCUUAAUCAACCUGCGGAGCUCGGUAAAACCACAAUCCAGCACUUCCAAUCGAUAUGCCACCUCAGGCUUGGCACAGUCUUCACGUUACACCUGUCGGUCAUUCAACCACGCGACAACGUAGCGACUCUUGGGCCCAAGGGCAUUCGUGCAAGCUCUAUCGGUGGAAUAAUGGGUCCGCGCAAUGCAACCACGCUUCAGCUGCCGCCUUUGUCUAUUGCUGCUGUUAAACUGAAGCGCAACGAAUGAGGUAGCGGUGUCCAUCUGGACACUGCUGGACUCGCGCUCAAGAACAGUGUAUAUAUAGCCUCUGGUAUUCUGCUGUACUCGCAAC